This is a messenger RNA of [Torrubiella] hemipterigena, 3547 nucleotides long. The record is from the annotation of a GenBank genome assembly. Lineage: Eukaryota; Fungi; Ascomycota; Sordariomycetes; Hypocreales; Clavicipitaceae.
CUUUUUCUGUCCCAACUUCAACGCUGCCUCAAUCCCUCCAAAGAGAUUGGCCACAGCAAAGAUGUCUCGUAAGCAAGUUGAUCCGCGCAUCGGCGCCCUCAUCCGCAAUGGCCUCCAAGAGAAGAAGCGAAGCUUCUUUGUGGUGGUAGGCGACCAUUCUAAAGAAGUCAUUGUGCACUUGCAUUAUAUCAUGUCUCGCGUGGACAUUAAACAAAACAAAUCUGUCCUCUGGGCUUAUAAGAACAAGCUACUAAACUUCACCAGUCACCGAAAGAAGCGUGAAACAAAAAUUAAGAAAGAAAUUAAACGAGGCACUCGCGAAGCCAACUCCGAAGAUCCAUUCGAGCUGUUCAUCUCCCUCCACAACAUUCGAUACACCUACUACAAGGAGACGGACAAGAUUCUGGGUAACACAUACGGCAUGUGUAUUCUCCAAGAUUUCGAGGCCUUGACACCCAAUAUCCUUGCUAGAACGAUAGAAACAGUUGAAGGUGGUGGCUUAGUUGUUAUGCUUCUGAAGGGCAUGAGCAGUCUUCGCCAAUUGUACAACCUGUCUAUGGAUGUCCACAGCCGCUACAGAACAGAAGCCCAUCAGGAUGUGGUGGCUAGAUUCAAUGAGCGUUUCCUGCUCUCCCUUGGAGGAUGCGACUCUUGCUUGGUCAUUGACGACGAAUUGAAUGUCUUGCCCAUCUCAGGCGGCAAGGAUGUGAAGUCUUUGCCUCCUCCGGAUCUUGAUCAGCCCAAGACGGAACAGCAGCUCGAGCUGGAUGCCAUCAAGGAACAGAAUGAAGAUAGACAGCCUGUCGGAUCUCUCAUUUCACUCGCCAAGACUGUGGACCAGGCAAAUGCCCUGCUCACUUUCACUGAAGCCAUUGCCGAAAAGACUCUCCGAAGCACUGUCACGCUGACUGCUGCCAGAGGUCGUGGCAAGUCUGCUGCAUUGGGUGUCGCCAUUGCCGCUGCCGUUGCAUACGGAUACAGCAACAUUUUCAUCACUUCUCCUUCUCCAGAAAACUUGAAGACUCUCUUCGAAUUUGUCUUCAAGGGUUUCGACGCUCUUGGUUACGCCGACCAUGCCGAUUACUCCAUUAUCCAAAGUACAAACCCGGAUUUCAACAAGGCAAUUGUCCGUGUCAAUGUCCACCGCCAACAUCGCCAGACUAUCCAGUACAUCCGCCCCCAGGAUGCCCACGUCCUCGGUCAGGCUGAGCUGGUUGUUAUUGAUGAAGCUGCCGCUAUUCCUCUGCCCCUGGUUCGCAAGCUUAUGGGCCCAUAUCUCGUGUUUAUGGCAUCGACUAUUAACGGCUACGAAGGAACUGGCCGCUCUCUCUCGCUCAAGCUAAUCAAACAGCUCCGCGAACAGUCCCGAACUGCCUCCGCAACGGGUGUUGAUACUGAAGUUGCCGAUCGCUCCACCGGCAAAACUUCCAAGACUGACGAUUAUCAGCCCGGCAGAAAGCUUCGCGAAAUCACACUCUCUGAGCCCAUCAGAUAUGCUCAAGGUGAUGCCGUGGAAAAGUGGCUCAACAAGCUGCUUUGCCUUGAUGCUGUACUUCCCAGAGCCAGAGCCAACAGCAGCGGAUGUCCCGACCCUAACCAGUGUGAACUUUGGUCGAUUAACCGUGACACCCUGUUCUCUUUCCACCACGUGUCCGAGGCAUUCCUGCAGCAAAUGGUCGCCCUCUAUGUUGCCAGCCACUACAAGAACUCGCCAGAUGACUUGCAGCUGAUGAGUGAUGCACCUGCUCAUGAGCUCUAUGUCUUGACUGCUCCCAAGUCUGACCAGAGUGGUAAGCUCCCAGAGCCUCUCUGUGUCAUUCAAGUUGCAUUGGAAGGUCAAAUUAGCCGCGAGAGCGUUCUGAACAGCUUGAGCCGUGGCCAGAGACCUCACGGUGACUUGAUCCCGUGGCUCGUCAGUCAACAGUUCCAAGACGAGAACUUUGCUUCGCUUUCUGGAGCAAGAGUGGUUCGCAUUGCCACCAACCCUGAAUAUGUCGGUAUGGGUUACGGAUCCAAGGCGCUUGAGAUGCUCGUCGACUACUACGAAGGCAAAUUUUCUAGUCUCUCAGAAGACGAGGAAAUGCCAUUGGCUGACAAGUUUGACCGACGCGCCGACUCUGAUCAGGCAAAGAACUCUCUCCUCAAUGACAAGAUUGUCGUACGUGAUGCUAGCAAGAUGCCUCCACUGUUUACCAGCAUCUCACAAAAGCGUCCGGUUAAGCUUGACUAUGUCGGCGUCAGCUACGGAUUGACUCCAGAGCUUCACAAGUUCUGGAAGCGAUCAUCAUUUGCGCCCGUAUACCUUCGUCAGACCGCCAAUGACCUAACUGGUGAACACACUUGCGUGAUGAUUCGACCUCUCGAAAACAGUGGCGAUACUACAUGGCUAGGCGCCUUUUCUCGCGAUUUCCACAAGAGAUUCAUGGCCCUUCUGUCGUAUCAGUUCCGCAACUUCCCUGCCAUUACUGCUAUGAGCCUGGACCAAUCUGCUGGCGCGGGAGCCAAGCUUGAUGACGUCGCAGUUGAGCCUCUCACCAAGGAGGAACUUGACAAGGCGAUGUCACCAUUUGAUCUGAAGCGCCUGGAGUCCUAUGCAAACAACAUGCUCGAUUACCACGUCAUUCUGGAUCUUAUCCCCACCAUUGCUGGUCUUUACUUCAAUGGCAAACUCAGAAACAGCAUACAGUUGACUACCCAUCAGCAGUGUGUGCUGCUUGCCAUUGGUCUACAGCGCAAGGACUUUGAUACCUUGGCUCAGGAACAAGGCGUGACAUCGUCUCAGCUUAUGGCCCUGUUCAUCAAGAUCCUGCGCAAGGUUGCCACUCACUUUGGUACUCUGGUCACCGCUGCCGCCGAUGCAGAGCUACCCAAGUCGGAACGCAUCGGUGUCAGCCGUGCCGACGCCAGCGGUGCGCACGAUGAUGAGAUUGUCGACGACCGUUACGUUCCUCUGACUACAACCCUGGAGGAUGAACUUGAAGAGGGUGGCGACGAGGCGAUGGAGGAGAUUCGCAAGAAGCAACGCGAGCUUAUCGAUUCUCUUCCUCUGGAUCAGUACGCCAUCGAUGGUGAUGAGCCUGCUUGGGAGGAGGCAGAGAAGCAAGUCAAGGAUGGCAAGGGUGGCGUUGUCAGCGUCAAGUCAGGCAAGCAAAAGAGAAAGGUUGGCCAAACGGCCGCCGAGGUGUACGAGGAGGCAUUCGGUGAGAAGAAGGCCAAGAAGGCUAAGAAGGGCAAAAAGUCUGCUUAGAGGAUGUUGUCGAUACGUCCUCAUGAUUGUUACUUUUAGGCGUUUGCGUUUCGUUCUCUUUUCCGCGGGGUGGAUGUUGAACUUGGGUGUUUGGAUAUGCAUAUAUUGACCAUCAGCUGAUAGAAUAAAGUGCAAGACCUGCACGUAGUGUAUAUAAAUAUCAACGUUGAAUGUAUCUUCUUUAUUCAUACAGGUUUGUAUGCUUCACUUUUGUUACCUUAAAGGGAAUGGUCAUUGAUGUAAUGCUACAAUACAACGACUCGGUAGUUCACCAGAGGUUCUACCCGCUAUAGCCCAGAG